Anguilla rostrata (American eel) is the source of this 5119-nucleotide messenger RNA. It is a transcript of the gene clip3, whose product is annotated as CAP-GLY domain containing linker protein 3. NCBI's taxonomy places the organism in Eukaryota, Metazoa, Chordata, Actinopteri, Anguilliformes, Anguillidae. Gene Ontology annotation, biological process: cytoplasmic microtubule organization. The record is from RefSeq and is a predicted model, not a curated record. The transcript is spliced from 15 exons. Bases 165 to 1835 code for a protein of 556 amino acids. Gene Ontology annotation, molecular function: microtubule plus-end binding. Gene Ontology annotation, cellular component: nucleus; cell cortex; microtubule plus-end.
CGGUCCACGGUUUAGUCAGUGUGACGCAAGCAGAAGAGGAGGAGGACGCAGCAGCAUCUUCCAUACAGCUUGCCAUCGUCGUGUAUACAGGACACCACGACAUCCAUAGACCGUUGUUAAGAAGGAAAGAUAUCAAAUAAAGACGUUCGUUCGCGACCCAUAGGAUGACAAAAGAGGACACCGCAGAGGUGGAGGAGGCCCAGCCAGCCUCUGAGUACCAUAGCCCAGUUCUGGAGGCCCGGAAGCGGCCCAUGGUCCACCCAUCUGCCCCAGCUCCACUCCCAAAGGACUACACUUUUACAUUCUUUGAUCCAAAUGACCCGGCCUGCCAGGAGAUCCUCCUUGACCCCCGCACCACCAUCCCAGAGCUCUUUGCCAUUAUCAGACAAUGGGUCCCGCAGGUGCAGCACAAAAUCGACAUCAUUGGCAAUGAGAUCUUGAAGAGAGGUUGCCAUGUCAAUGACCGGGAUGGACUGACAGACAUGACCUUGCUGCACUACAGCUGCAAGGCUGGUGCCCAUGGAGUCGGCGACCCUGCCGCAGCCCUGCGUCUGUCCCAUCAGCUGAUCACCCUCGGCGCUGAUGUGGGCCUGCGCAGCCGGUGGACCAACAUGAAUGCUCUGCACUACGCCGCCUACUUUGAUGUGCCCGAGCUCAUCCGUGUCCUGCUGAAGGCCUCCAAGCCAAGGGUGCUGAACUCCACGUGCAGUGACUUCCACCAUGGGACUGCCCUGCACAUCGCCGCCUCCAACCUGUGCCUGGGAGCGGUCAAGUGUCUGCUGGAACAUGGGGCUAACCCCACUGUCAGGAACGACAAAGGCCAGGGCCCCGCGGAGGUGGUGCCGGACCCCAUGGACAUGAGCCUGGACAAGGCAGAGGCGGCCAUGGUGGCCAAAGAGCUGAAGCAGCUCCUGCUGGAUGCUGUGCCGCUGAGCUGCAACCUGCCGCGUGCCACUCUGCCCAACUACGACAACAUCCCCGGCAACCUGAUGCUGACCUCGCUGGGGCUCAAACUGGGAGACCGCAUCCUGCUGGAUGACAUGAAGCUUUCCAAAAAAUCUUGCAGUGAUGUCUCCUCUUCUCUGCACCAUGCGAAGCAGACUGGAACACUGCGCUUUUGCGGGACAACAGAGUUCGCCAGCGGGCAGUGGGUGGGCGUGGAGCUCGACGAACCCGAGGGCAAAAAUGAUGGGAGUGUUGGAGGGGUGCGCUACUUCAUCUGCCCCCCAAAACUGGGGAUUUUUGCCCCUGUGUCUAAAAUCACCAAAGCCACAGAACAGACCCCCUCUUCCGUCACCUCCACCCCUAAAACCCCACGCAUGGACUUCUCCCGUGUCACCGGUAAAAACAAGAAGGAGAAGAAGGAGAAGGAGAAAGAAAAAGCUCAACGAAAGAAGUCCCUGUCCACUGGGUGCCUGGACCCUGAAGGAGUUAAGAUAGAGUUGGGGGACCAGGUGCUGGUAGCUGGACAGAAGCAAGGAAUUGUACGCUUCUAUGGAAAGACAGACUUUGCUCCAGGAUACUGGUUUGGGGUAGAGCUGGAACAGCCCACUGGGAAACAUGAUGGCUCAGUUUUUGGGGUCCGCUACUUCAGCUGCCUGCCGAAGUAUGGAGUCUUCGCCCCUCCAUCCCGUGUGCAGAGGAUUGGUGGACCCAAAGACUCCCAGAGCGAUGGCACACUGGUGAAGAAAGUUCACCAGGUCACUAUGUCCCAGCCCAAGCGUAACUUCGCUGCAAUGAGAACACCCAAGGACAUCACGUCGGAGAGCUCCAUAUCCAGGUUACUGUUCUGUUGUUGGUUCCCCUGGAUGCUGCGUGCUGAGAUGCAGUCUUAACCGCACCCUUCCUCCUCCUCAUCUUCCUCCUCUGCCUCCUGGACAGGCCAACUACUCUCUUCCUCUCAGCAUUUGUCCAUCAUUUCUGCUUUUUCUCUGAGAACCAACCAGACUGUUGCUGUCAAUAUAACCGUAGUGAACCACCACCCCCUUCGCCCCUCACCUCUCGCCCCCCCAAGCCCCUGUUCGCAAUCCUAUAGCAAAAUCUAGUGCCUUGUAUCUUAACUAACGUCCUGCAUUCCGUUUGUUACACUAACAAAAAAACUUCAAAAAAGAAAAAAAAAAAUAGUUGGGGGAACAGUACAAAGAGCAAAUAAUAUAUAGAGAACUCUAAGUUUUAUAAGUUUCCCGUUUGUGAAUUUUUCUUCUUUGGUGUUGACUCUUAAUGUUAAUUGUUGCCAAAAUCAUCUGAACAGUCAGACAAACUAGCAAAAUGCUAACUUAAAAACAUAUAUAGAGAGAGCUUCCAUGAAUAACAGCUCAAAUUAACUGUAAUGCGACCAGGCCUUGCUUCUGAUGUUUCCGUGAGCAUACAUGCUGGUAUUUUUUUUAAUUGCUGUUUCUGAUUUUCCAUGUAUGCGCUUCAAGAUACAAAAACCUGUUUAUGACCACAUUUAUAUUAAUUCCCCUGAGCUUCUCUUAGCAGCAGGUAGAACCUGGCUUGUGCUGUUCCAUACAGAGAUCUGAGCAGGAGUCAAAAAAUGGUGCCCAAAAUUCAAGACACCCUUUGCAUUCAUGGUGUAGAAAACAGCUUUUAUUACACAUUUAGCUCAUUUUACACAUUUUCUUCAGCUUAAUUAAGUUGCUAUAUUAAUAUAAAUAAGCAUUUUCAGCUGUUAUUAUGUCAGGUUCUACCUUUGUGAUGUUUGGCACCUUUAACAAAAUUAUUAUUUUUGCCUUUUUCAGUGACCAGAACAAAAAAAAUCUUCAGGAACCCCUAUAACACAGCUACCUAAUAACUUUUUCAACUGAAAUGUAAGUGCAAAUUUUAAUUUCUGUAUGGAUUUAUUUUAAGCCUUAUAAAACAAUCAUUGUUAGGGGGGUCCAUGGAGAAUGGCCAUUCAUGUUUAUACAAAGACAAAUAGUCUUUCUCAGCAGUAAUUUAAUUGUAUAUUAAAUUACACAAAAGAUGAACUUCCUUCCACCAAAUUUCAUGUGAAAAGUUUCAUUUCUGUGUAAAUCUACAUGAAACAGGAAUGAAAUACUCAGCAUGUUAAGCAGCUUUUAUCAGUACAAUCUGCCCACACACACACACACAGUAUUUUUCUGGUAGAUGUGGUGACAAAUCAAUAAAUAUUCCCCCAAGAAUUAAUAUGUUGUCUUUUGCUCUACCAAAAAAUAAAAUAAAAUAAAAAGUUAAAAUAAAAUAAUAAAAAUGUCUGAGUAGCUGUCUAUUUGUGAGAGCACCUGGCUUCCCAGCAGACUUGUACAGGCUUACACAUCGCUACACUAUGGUGACAGCAUUAGCUUCGCAGUCUCUAGCCCUUCUGUGACUCAUGAGACUGUACAAUCAGUCGCUUCUUGCCCCAGAAUUGCCACCGGCAUUCUGGCUCUGCAAGUAGCACCCGCCGGUUAUGCAGCGCUACUGUGAGCUCCCUUGUUGCGCACUACCCAUGUUAAGCUUCGGUAGGUCCAGUGAAUAUGUGCUUAGAAAUAAACUCUCUCCUAUUGCCGUCAAACGUCUUUAUCACUGUGCUUGUGGAGAAACGGCAAUUCCACCUCUGUGUUAACUGGUAUUGUGAACAUUGCUAGUGAACUGAGUACUCACACCAGGCCAGCACACCAGAAGGGAAGGGGAAUCUCAUUCAGACACAUACAUGUAUUGGUGCUGCAGUGAACAGCAAAGGUGGGCCUGAAUAUUGGUUUCAAUAUCUGAAUUAGUUCAAUAAUUUUCCUGUAAAAAAAUCACAAGUAGUAGUACUUGUACAGUAGUACGUUUACAGUGCUGCUGUGACAUUGCUAAAAGCAACCCAGUAAAGGUGUGAAAGCUUAAUGUGCAACAUAGGAUAAUACUUCUUAGGGUAAGUGUUACCCCUGAAAGUAGUUCAGCUGGAAAUAUAUGACCAGCUCACCUUUUGAUAGGGGGCUCAGCUGGGCCAGAGGUACCAUUCACGGUUUUUAGGAAACAAGAGGCAGCCAUCUGUAUAAAGAUGAGUCACCUUCAUAUGUCAGAGAGGAUAUUUAAAAUUGUGUACAUUUGUAUUUUUUAAUUUACUUGAAUGUUGGCUCCUCUAGAUCUUUGUGUGAUAUGUUUCACCGUUAUAAUGAGGGAUUGCUUUCGGCUCCUGUUAAUAUUUUUGUGGUAAACUUGUUCUGUGACACAGAGGUUUCUUGGAGGUUGCCUAGGUGUCCUUUCAUGUUUCAACUGUUACUUUACUGAGCAAAUGACAGGCACUACAUGCAUAAAAUGACUAACUACCAUGUCUAACAUGGAGCAAAUAUUCCUUCUUGGUUUUCUUUCAUUUUGGUCGUAUAUAUAUAUAUAUACAUAUAUAUAUAUAUAUUGCUGGAAAUACAUAUAUGUCUGAAGCUUUUUUUGAUUUUCUUCUCAAGUAAAGUUUUACAUUUGAGCAAGAAAGGAAUACAAUACCCAAAACAGAUCAUGAACCUGUUACUUGGGUAGAUAAGAUGCCUUCUUAUUCCAAUAAAACAGAAUUUCCACUGCUUUAAUUUUAGAUUUAACCCUAAAUAAUGUUUAAAAUGUGGUACAUCACUUUCAUCACUUGACAGAUCCAUUUCUGAAUGACAGCCUCGGAAUCUUUCAGUAGUCUUUUCCUUCAGCUGUGUAUAUGUCAAAGUUUGAUUGUGUUGGUUUGUACACAGAUUUUUGCUGAAAUAACUGAACAAUAUCUGAAAAGUCAUGGAUUUUAAAAUGUCCUGAUCAUGGUUAUCUGUGAAAUUAUGCUCUUGUUUGUGGUUUCAGGCAAUUGGAUUUUUGUGCUCUGUCAGCAAAUAUAGAUAUAUAUUAAUAACUUCACUAAGUGUACUUUUAAUUUAUUUACCUUUACGUGUCUAUUCUUAUGCCAGUGUAAAUUGGCAAGAUUACAAUUUCCACAUAUUAUUUAUUGAAAUUUUAACUAUCCUCUGUUCAAUAGAAAGAUAGUUUGUGGGGAUUGUACCGUUGAAAUUAGUACUGGUGUCUCUGAAAUUCAUAUUUACUUGUCAAAUACUGCAUGCUCUCAGCAUCUUCUGUCUUUUUUCAAAGGUGUAUUUCAGCAUGAAAAUGCUUACAGUUAUUAAUACUGACUGAAUAAUAAAAGUAACUUUGAUGUGUGUUUUGUAAA